AUGUCACCCGCUGCUGAGACCGCGCCGCUGGCGAGGUGCGCACUAGGGCAGAGAGGCUGGUACACGAGCGAAGCGCCGCACGAGAUCUCCGAAGCGUCUAAAGACAUUAAGGCGGCCCAGCAGCAACUGCGUGGGGCCUCAAGGAACAGAGCCUUCGAGGCGACCCUAAAGGCGAUGCUCAAGGCGGCGCGGAAGAAGCGCAGCAUCGCGAGCUGGAGAGCACUGGAAACGUUCUUCGAGGGCUACUUAUGGCAGCUCGAGAAGCAGAGCCGCGAGGGGGAUCAGGCGGGUUUCUACAGGCACCUCAAGAUGAUCGACGUCGAAGGUAAGAGGUCGUUCACCCCUCAGAACAUCAAGGACGAGGACGGCAAGGUCCUUCGGGACCUCGUGUUUAUUCGCCAACGGUGGGCACGGUGGUUCCACAAGCUUCUCAACACCAAGUCGCCGACCAUCGACCUGCAUGCGGCUGACAAGGUCAAGCGGUGGCCCACGUGCGUGCCACUCGACGACAUCCCAUCUCUACUUGAGGUUGAGGAAGCGGUACGGGAAAUGGCCAACAGAAAGGCCAUCGGGCCGGACGACCUACCGGCUGAGCUGAUCAAGCGUUUCGUGGACGGAGAUCAAGGACUCCUCCGCGAGUUCAACGCCACUGUCGUGGACGUGUGGCAGACGGGGAGCGCACCACAGCAGUGGAAGGAUGCCACCAUCAAAGUGCUGUUCAAGAAGGGGGACACGAUGGAGUGUGGCAACUACCGGGGCAUCUCUCUCGUCGCACACGCCGGCAA
Molecule: messenger RNA, 785 nt
Organism: Ectocarpus sp. CCAP 1310/34
Lineage: Eukaryota; Phaeophyceae; Ectocarpales; Ectocarpaceae
Source: the annotation of a GenBank genome assembly